Haliotis rufescens (red abalone) is the source of this 5055-nucleotide messenger RNA. Its product is annotated as adiponectin receptor protein-like. The transcript has 7 exons. Gene Ontology annotation, biological process: adiponectin-activated signaling pathway. Bases 227 to 1405 code for a protein of 392 amino acids. Lineage: Eukaryota; Metazoa; Mollusca; Gastropoda; Lepetellida; Haliotidae. The record is from RefSeq and is a predicted model, not a curated record. Gene Ontology annotation, cellular component: plasma membrane. Gene Ontology annotation, molecular function: signaling receptor activity.
UGACGAAUAGACAUCUCAUUGGUUUGAGGUGUCGUGCCAUAAUAUUUCUGAGGAGAUAUCGAAUGUUUACGGUUUCGAAAACAUAAAUAUUGAAGAAGACUAACCAGUUAAUGAGCUUUGUUUUCCGACAAUGUCUUGAUAAUUGUAUUUGGGCAAAGAAAGAUAGGAGACCACACAAGGUGUCCCACAAGGCUAUAUUACUAUUUAAAGUUUAAAACAAAGAAAUAUGGAGAGAGGUGCCAGUACCUCACAGGCUUACUCUGAUGGAGCCUCAGCCCUGCCUACACCAAUCUAUAUACAACCACAUGCACUUAGUGUUGACUCAAUAGCUCUCGAUAGUGACUAUUCUGAUGCUGAAGAGGAAAUUGAUGUUGGCUUCAAGAGGAAGGACAUAAUAAAAAGAUCAGAAGUAGGACGUCUCUUACAUGAAGCAGAGGAUUCUGAUCAUGCCAAUAAUGAGAAGGCUUUUGAGGAUGCUGAUGGAGUGAAUAUACUGUCAGUACCAGCAAAAUGCGCUGAGCAAGCAGAAGAAUUUGUUCGAAAGGUAUGGGAAGCAGGAUGGCGAGUGGUUCACCAUCACUCACUCCCUGACUGGCUCAAAGACAAUGAUUUCCUGCUCAAAGGACACCGCCCACCCACAGGUUCAUUCAUGGCUUGUUUCAAGUCAAUAUUUCAGAUUCACACUGAAACAGGCAAUAUAUGGACACAUCUCCUAGGUAUGAUAGCUUUUAUGGGUAUAGCCAUCUACUUCCUGUCUAGGCCAUCUGUGGAGAUUCAGUGGCAGGAAAAAGCUGUUUUCUCAGCCUUCUUUGCUGGUGCCAUCUUGUGUAUGGGUUUCUCCUGGGUGUUCCACACAGUUUAUUGUCACUCAGAAAGGGUUGGCAAGUUCUUUAAUAAGUUGGAUUAUUGUGGAAUUGCCCUCCUGACUAUGGGUUCCUUUGUGCCAUGGCUUUACUACAGCUUCUACUGUCGUACUGAGCCCAAGGUGGCUUACCUUGUCUUGAUUUUUGUUUUGGGCAUCAUGUGUAUAGUUGUUGCCAUGUGGGACAAGUUCAGUCAACCAGGAUACCGGCCCGUCAGAGCAGGGGUGUUUGUGGGCCUUGGUCUGAGUGGAGUUAUACCGGCGCUGCAUUAUGUUAUCACUGAUGGUUUCUACCAUGCCAUCAACUUUGCUGCUCUUGGUUGGCUCUGUCUGAUGGCACUGCUCUACAUAGCAGGUGCAUUCAUUUAUGCACUCAGAAUACCCGAAAGGAUAUUUCCUGGCAAAUUUGACAUCUGGUUUCAGAGCCACCAAAUCUUCCAUAUAUUUGUGGUGGCAGCAGCGUUUGUACACUAUCAUGGAAUCUCUGAGAUUGCCAACUACCGCCUUACACGAGGGGACUGCCUUGAGACCGAGAUUGAAUGAGCACAUUGGAGAAAGUCAUAGUUUGCCAUCUAUAUAAGUUUGUGACAGGGGAUUGGAGAUAGCAAGACAAUUCAAAUUGGGGUUGACUAGCAAGUCAUCUUGAUACUGUAGCUUCAAUUUUGACAGCUACCUGAAAGGAGGUGGAGUGUUUGAAAUGAUCAUCUCUGGUCAUCUAGACUUUGUUGCCUUCACAGUUUAUAUUGAGCCAAACUGCGCCUCACUUUGCUGUCACUUUUUGAGGAUUAUUUAUUGUCAUAAAGGGAGACAAAUCAGUUUGAAACUUGCUUUGAGUGUGUUUGAAUGAUACCUAGCAAUUGGCUGAAACGGAUACCAAAAACAUGCUUGAAUACAGUAAUUAAAAUUAUUGAAGUGUCUGAAAUUAAGAUUAUCAGCUUUUCUACAAGACGUGUCAUUUAGAUAGUGAUUUUUAGGGUCAUUGGGCAAGGGGUCAGGCUAUGGCCCAGGUUGUCCUGAACCCCAUAACAUAUGGUAUGUCAAGUGUGCCACUGUUAUGCCAUUUGUUUAAAAAAAAUGUAUAUAUUUUCCUUCAUUAAGGUAAAUGUCCACACAUAGGACCUGGAUUAUAACAUUUUUCAUUAAUUUCUUAUUCUACUAAUGGCCAUCAUGGUUACCAUUUUAUGACCAAUUAUUUCUGCUUACAUUACUGUGUAGGUUUGUAUGUAGAUAGUGGGUUGUUUGGUCGGUUGUCCGUCCACCUGGCUUCCAUCCAUACCUAUCAUAUCUGCCUAUCUAUCAAUGAAUUACAGUACAUAUUCUCGGCUAACCAGGUCCGAAGGCCCAAGUGAGCUUAUGGCAUGGCAACUUGCCCGUCUGUUGACUACUUCUCCGAAACUGCUGAAGGGAAGUGCCUUGAACCAUAUUAAGAAAUAGAGAAUUGUUCAUGUCAUUAAAAUAAAAUAAGAAUUACCUCAGCUGGCUGAAAUUUCAUAUGUCUCAAGUUUGUGGUUUUCAGUAUGACAUAGAGUAUGCAAAUUUUUUACUAAUAAUGCAUUACUUCUUAAUGUAUCUGACGAAAUUAUGCAGGAUAAGUACACAAAUGUAAUAAAAUAUUUCGAUUUUACUAAUUUUGGCAUCUCUGAAACGGCAAGACCUAUUAAAAUGAAACUUUGAACGAAUGAUUUUAGGUUAUGGUGCUUUGUACAAGUGCUCACAUAAGGGCUCACUUAAUACUGAUUUGAUCUUAUACAUGGACACGGUUAAACCUUCACAGCAUUAUAGUUAGUUUUACCUCAGUGAAAAUGCUGUCAUGGGCAAUAAGAAUCUAAGUAGGUGCAAAAUAAGAAAACUAUAUCUUGGACCCCACACUAGCCUUCCACCAUAUUUCAUCAAUUCGUCUGCAUACAAUGGGGAGCAAUGGCAAAAUGUAGGUUUUUGAUGGCGGUUUACCAUGGAAACUGACCUUGACUUUGAAAAGAGUUGUUUCGUACAACAAUAGGUGAUGCUUUUGGUAGGAGUGUCCAUGGAAAGUUUCACCAUUCUGCACCUUUUUAUAACAAGUAACAAGUGCAACAAAUUCAUGCAGGCCCAAACUGUCCGUGGACAGUAGGCCUGCAUUUUCGACAAUUUGACUAGUCUGUCUGUUACACCUUGUCUGAUAAUAGCCAUUACACACCAAUGGUUGUGCGUUUCAAUCCUGGUUCCCCAAAUUUAUUUCUAGGUUUGUCACAGGUUUGUCACACAUCAUACCCAUGCUCAAUAUGUUUCACCAAAGUUGUAAACGUCUCACACCUGCAUCACUUCAUGCUUUCCUCCCAUAUUCAGCCAUGUAACUAGAAUACUUGUCAAAGCGGUGUUAAAUCCAACUCACUCACUCCCUCAAAGCCAUAACAUUUGUUAUUGCCAUUGAGACAAGGCUUACCCAUGGAGCAAGAUGCCCAGAUCUCAACGUAAUUGAGCACUUGUGGUCGUCGUGUGAGACCCACCAAUACAAACUGUACAGGAACAGGAACAUGCCCUUCAUGAGGAAUGGAACAACAUGCCCCUGUUCUGAUUUAAGCGUUUGGUGACCUCCAUGAGUAGGCAUGUUGUAAAGGUCCCCAGAUCAUGUGGUGCUUACACCAGCUUUUGAAACCGACACAGAGUGUGUGUGUCAGAAGAUUUGCCAACAUGUAGACAAAUAGGACCAAAAAAAUUACGCAUGGACACAUACAUAAAUUGGGUUAAAAAUAAUUGAAAACUUUACAUUUUUUUUUAAAUGUGAAAUAAAGGUGUGCUAAUUUAUUAUUGAGUUAGGGUGCAAACAAACAUCACAUUCUAUUUAAACUCAGUUAUAUUUCAUACCUUCAACAUACAAGAUUUUCAGUCAAUGUAAAGAUAACACAUUAUUAAAUUAUGAGUGGUGCUUAAUUUUUGCACAGGUUUAAGCAAUAUUUCUAUGAUGGAUUGUAUUUUCAAAAGGUUCUCUUUGACCUGUGACAUGGAAUACAUGAAUUCAGUUCAUGAAAAUGCAAAAUAUUUUUUAAUAAAUAAUACAUUCACACAUAACAGUAGAACUGUAUUUGUAGUAUGCAACAGUCACUCUUGUAUCACCACAACUUUGCUUUCAAUUUGUCUAUGGCUGAGAUGGAGGCCAGAGUCACUAGACAUGAAGUGCUAAUACUUUUGUUGUGAAGUAGUGGCAUGGGACAUUUGGUUUCAAAGUUGUACUGCAUUGGGUAUGUGAUUUUGAAAACCAGAAGGGAUGUCAUGAAACCAGUGCAUAUAAAAUUGUUAUUAGUUGAGCUGGAGGCAUAGGACUUAGUUUUACUGCAUUAGACAUUAUUUUACCAAAUGCUUUGAUACUUUACAGGAAUGUUGCCAUAUAUUAAUAAUAAAAAUAUUACACUCACAUUUUUCUGUCCUUGCAUCAAUCAGACCACGGUACAAAGUCGCACUUCCUUUGUUUUCACAGCUGAAGACUUCACUAUAAAAACAUUCAGGUCACUUUGAAUGUAUGUGGUGAGCAACAGUGCCUUAGUGCUAAUUUUGCCACUUUAUGGAGCUCACUAUGGGUAGAUGCACAUCCCUUGAGCUUGGCAGGAGGUGCAGGUCAUGGGUUAGAAUUUCAGAUUUGCCUUGGUUUUCAUUCUCGUUCUAUGAGUACCACACAUUGCUCACACAUUCAGUUGACCUGCUGAGAUGUGACUGAAAUGUUUAUUAAAAUACCAUAUACCUCACACAAGAUUAUACCUAAAAUGUCAAGUACAUUUUUUUCAGACAAGUCACUCAAAGACCUUCAGUUAAACAAUUAGUUAAAUAUAUAUGGGGACAUUUAAUUCUUUUUAUAAUUUUUUCUCAGAACCCACAAAUUCUGUGAGACUCAAACUGAUUCGCCAGCUUGUGCAUUUAUCAAAGUGUACCCCGGUAAUUUAAUUUCGAGAUGGGCAAAGUGUUAUGUCAUAGACGUUUUCACUUCUUUGUGGACCUUUGCAUUGGGAUAACAUUGUAUUUUGGUUGUUAUUCAUUUCCCUGAUAUUUUCACCAUGACCGAAAUGUGUUUAUGGUUUUUCUUAUAGUAUAUCUUAUGUGAAUGGCAGGAUGAUGCAGUAAACUAAACAUAGCAGAAUAAAAAUGCUACCGUAUUCGACGUAAUAAGCGCCCAGGGCGCUCUCAAAAUUAGAAAUAGGGGGCUCUUUUUAGAAUAUUAUUUU